Messenger RNA from Abrus precatorius (Indian licorice), 3911 nucleotides. RefSeq names its product receptor-like protein 4. Lineage: Eukaryota; Viridiplantae; Streptophyta; Magnoliopsida; Fabales; Fabaceae. Gene Ontology annotation, molecular function: protein binding. Bases 1542 to 3362 code for a protein of 606 amino acids. The transcript has 9 exons. The record is from RefSeq and is a predicted model, not a curated record.
GGACAUGGCUUCUUCGAGUCAAUUCUCAGCCACGGUUUCCCCUUUCCGCUCCAGUGGAGGAGACUCACGGGACCAGGGUGCAGGUCACGGCAAAGCCCUUCCAGAUUAUCGCCGCCGAGGCCGUGCUGGUUCCACCGGUGCUCCACGCGCUCAACUUCACCGGCGAAGACGAGCAGAAACGGCGGCAACGAUCCGAGUUCGUAGAUCCGGUUCCGUUUCUGGAUCCGCAUCCAGUUUUCGAGCUUCUCCGUGUACCGUCCCUCGCGCCAUUUCCACAAAUCGAUCACCAUCACGCCGGUGUUAAAGUAGCACGCUUCGCGUCCCUUAAACGACGCCGCAUAGCUAGGGCUCGACCAGAACCGGUGCGUGAAGUAAUUGGUGAAGUUAGCGUGGCAGUACUCGGGCGCGCCGAGGACGCGCGCGUGGAGAUCGAUGCUCCACAGCUUCGCCACGUCAUCCACGACGAUCAGAUCGGAAUCAAAGUAGAUUAUUCGCCGAACGUUCGCCGGAAGUAUGUCGGCGAGGUACAUCCUCGCGUAAUUCAGAGGCUGGUCCAGCGCGCGACGGAUAGAGUACGAGAUCUUGCCUCGUACGAGAUUGGCAUCGAAGUGGUAGAGGUGGAAGGUUAAGUACGGGAACGUAGUGGUAAUGAUGCGCCGGAGCUCUGGCCGGCGGUGCGUGGUGGCGAUGAAGUGGAACACGACGUUCUCCGGACACGACGCGUGCUGCAGAACGGAGAACACGCCGGCGACGGAGCCUCGUAGGUAGGUCGCGUCCAGCGUCAUCGCGAUGUGGAUGACGGAGCCGCCAUGAACUCGCUUUUGGCAUUCCCUUCCAUUGCGGAAUGCCGGCGCUUCCCGGAACGUUGGAAGCUCACCGGAGAUUACGGUUGCCGGAGAAUGCGCCGCGUGGGCGAAGAAGAAUAACAAGACUAACGAGAUAGUGUGUGUAAGUGUGAAUGUGAGUGUCGGUGGCAUGGUGAUGCAGCAGAAGCAUCGAAAACGAAAAUUGGAACAAUGAAGAGUAUUUUUGUGAAGGUGUAGGGGUAUUUUGGGUAUUGUGUAUGUCUCGGUUGGGUGUGGGCCCCUAAUAGGACAACAUGGUAGGAAGCCAGGCUGGAAAGACGCGUCUAUGGUUUUAGCUUCGAGAUGUGUGCGCUGUGUUAUCGUUACGUGAGGAUGUCCGAUUUUCACCGCUGGAUCUAUUAAUUGUGAGAAAUGAACGGUUGGGAUUUGAUGGGGGUGAACGGAACAAGGGGCGCGAGAGUAAAGGCAUGCGGUGGGCUUGUCUGCACUCGAUAAUAGCGAUUCGCGUCUGAAUCUCACGCUGUUGACGGAACUGCGAGUUGGAAUGAUUAAGUGUUAUAAAUUAAUUAAUUGAUUAAUUAAUUGUUAUUUAGCGUGUAAUGACGCGCGAUAUUAGAUUGAAGAAUUGUUCUAAUUUGACUGAGGACUGUUAACACGCAGGUAUAUUACCGUUGGUUGGACGUGGAAUUGCUUAGAGCUUCUAAUUAUGAUGAGUUGCGGAAACGAUACACGCAAAUGAGUGUUUCUUACCACAUCGACUGUGGGAGUCCAACCAACACCACCGACCCGUUCAACAACACCUGGCUCUCUGACCGCUACUUCAGCGGCGGUGCCGCUGCGAUCGUGUCGGAGCCGCUGCACUUCCGGCACGCGCACGAGAAGACGCUCCGCUUCUUCCCAAUCUCCUCCGGCAAGAAGAACUGCUACACAGUCCCUUCCCUCCCCCCGUCUCGCUACCUUGUUCGCACCUUCGUCGUCUAUGACAACUACGACGGCAAGUCCCACCCUCCGUCCUUCGAUGUUUCUGUCUCAGGCACCGUCGUCUUCUCCUGGCGCUCCCCGUGGCCCCAAUCGCUCGCACGCAACGGCGCUUACGCUGACCUCUUUGCUUCAAUCCUCACUUCCGAAGCCCUAAUUUGCUUCUACAGCUUCGCCACCGAUCCUCCGGUGGUAUCCUCGAUUGAACUCUUCUCCGCCGAUUCGGCUUCCUACGAUUCCGCCUCAAUUGGCGACAACGGAACCUUGCUCGUCAACUACGGAAGACUCUCCUGCGGUUCGGACCAGUGGGGACCGGGCUUCACUAACGAUUCCGACCGGUUCGGCCGCUCGUGGCAGUCCGAUGCGGAGUUCCGAACCGGAAGGAACGAAGUCAUUGCUGUUUCGACGAGGAAUGGCGUCAGCGGGACCGAUCAGAAGCCGAAUUACUUCCCGACGAAACUGUAUCAGACGGCGGCGAGGACGGCGGUGACGGCGGAGGAGGGUGGUGGUGUGUUGGAGUAUGAAUUGAACGUGGACGCGAAGCUUGAUUACUUGUUGUGGCUGCAUUUUGCGGAGAUUGAGGGGAGGGUGCGAAGUGCAGGGGAGAGGGUGUUUGAUGUGUUCGUCAAUGAAGUGAAUUUGACUAGGGUUGAUAUAUACAAGCAGGUUGGGGGUUUUGCUGCGUUUACUUGGCAUCACACGGUGAAGAAUUUGAGUAGCAGCGUGUUGAGUGUGAAGCUUGUUGGUGUGGUGGGUGCUCCUCUCAUUUGUGGGAUUGAGAAUUAUGCUUUGGUUCCUAGUGAUCCUUCCACGGUUCCUCAACAAGUGAUUGCCAUGAAAGCGUUGAAAGAUUCACUUCGGGUUCCUGAAAGAAUGGGUUGGAACGGUGAUCCUUGUGCUCCUACUAAUUGGGAUGCUUGGGAGGGAGUUACCUGCCGUAUGAGCAAGGAUAAUACUGCUCUGGUGAUAAGUCAAAUUGAUUUGGGAAGUCAAGGCUUGAAAGGAUUCAUUAGUGACCACAUUAGUCUUUUGUCAGACUUGGUAAGCCUGAACCUGAGUUCUAAUUUGUUGGUGGGUGAAAUACCUUAUGGACUUGGUAAAAAAUCCUUGAUACACCUGGACCUAUCCAACAAUCAGUUAACAGGCUCCAUACCAGACAGUAUAGCCUCUUCAAGUUUGCAGCUUGUGCUAUUGAAUGGUAACUUAUUGGAAGGACGAGUACCAGAGGAACUUUAUUCGAUUGGUGUGCAUGGAGGAGCUAUUGAUCUCUCUGGCAACAAAGGUUUGUGCGGUGUACCAUCUCUGCCAGCUUGUCCUAUGUUUUGGGAGAAUGGCAAAUUAUCUACUCAGGGUAAAAUUGCAAUAGGCUUGUCCUGUCUUUUUGUUUUCUGUGUGAUACUGCUGCUGGUCUAUAUUUACAUCAGGAGGAUAAGGAAUGACUAUGAUUUUGCUCUGCCUCAUGAAUUAACAUCAUUAGCCGCCAAAAGAAAUCGAUAUCAGAGGCAGAAAUCCUUAAUGGUUCUUGAGAUGGAGAGCCAACACGCCAAGGGACUACCUUCACAUUUUACCACUCAAUAACUGUUUCUUUUAAUGGAAAUGGAAUGUUGAUUUUCAUAGUUUUCAGCUAAACAUACACCGACACAGCUUCGAGAAAGGGUCUGAAUGCGUUCCAGAGCAUCAAUACUGGGUCGUGACGUGACAACACUGCGGCUUUAGGUGAAAAAAAGUCUCGUACAACUUUCUUUGUCUCGGCAAGGUUUCUGGAAGCCACUUAUACGAUUCAUGCUGUGUCACAUUGUUUCUUGACACAAAAAACAGCUUAUACCCUGUGAUGUCAAUACUUAGCCGCAGCUUUUGCUGAAAAUGUGAUAGGUACAAUCCAUCAAUGUAUAAAAUUGGAGCCACAAGUUAGUGUCCAUUUUUUGAAGGCACCUUGAUUCUGCUUGAUUCAUAACACUGUAUACUGAUUUAUGUAGCUUAACAGUAGCGAUUGGACUUCAAAGUACAAUGUAUUUCAAGUAUUUUCAUUCGUUUAUACCAUUCAUGACGAAAAAUUCCAUCUUUUGUUCACGAUAAGGAUUUCUAUUUUUAGUUCCACGUACAAGGUAUAAUACUAGAAUUAUUUUU